AUGUUAUUUUUGUACCGCCGAAAACUUUAUUUUAACAUUAGUUUCUUUACAAUCCUUUUUUUUUUUUUAGAGUCUUAUACUUCACAUGAAAUCAUUGAAGUAUUUAGGACGAUGGAAAUAUCCUCGAUAAGUGAAACAGAUAAGAAUGCCAUCACUAGACUUUUAUCAAGUGAUCUUUCUCGGACGGUGGCUAGGCAUGCAAUUAUAGUGUUGCACUACUUCAGGACUAUCAGUGACGAAGAUCUUCCUAUCGAUGUUCUUCUUGGCGGAUGCGUUUUAUAUGCAGUUAAGCAACGUCAGGCUUCCAACGCCAACUAUUUUCUUAGAGAAUGCCUGGAACGUGUGAAGGAAAGUGAUAUAGUUGGUUUUGAAUUGUUACUGGUGCAAGUUGUUCGUCAUAAUGUGUUAUUAAUUGAGACUUGCUUGCGUUCAGUAUUCCACGAGGUUUUGCUUGAAAAUCCUGUGGCUGGAUUAGAUCGCGAGCGUACUAUUAAGGUAUGCCUGCAUCUUAUUUCUUUUUUAUACAGGACAAGUUGGUGUCUUUUCCCAGAGAGUGCUGCGAGGGGUGCGUUUCUUGUGGCAUCUGAGAAAUGCGAGGUCAGGCUGGGAAAAUUGUCAAGUGCCUUUGAUGGUCCGAUGGUGAAACAUAUUGCGAAAUAUCUUCGAGACCAAUUUUGGAACUGA
Trypanosoma cruzi is the source of this 684-nucleotide messenger RNA. RefSeq lists its product as uncharacterized. Bases 1 to 684 code for a protein of 227 amino acids. The record is from RefSeq and is a predicted model, not a curated record. Lineage: Eukaryota; Euglenozoa; Kinetoplastea; Trypanosomatida; Trypanosomatidae. The transcript has a single exon.